Messenger RNA from Thrips palmi, 1660 nucleotides. RefSeq lists its product as uncharacterized. The coding region runs from base 189 to 1214 and encodes 341 amino acids. Lineage: Eukaryota; Metazoa; Arthropoda; Insecta; Thysanoptera; Thripidae. The transcript has 6 exons. The record is from RefSeq and is a predicted model, not a curated record.
GCCUCGCGCCCGCACCCCUCGCACGCACGCUACUCGCCGGAUGACAACAAGUUGUCCGACCCUUAGCCUAGUUUCCAAGUCUUUGAUUGUGAGUGACGCGCUGACAGGACUCUGGAAAUUUGUCCAGAACAUGAAAACCAAGUGAUUGACGUAAAACAGUUCUGCAGUGUGUCCCCUUGUGGAAAAAAAUGUUUGGCAGGAGCCACCGUAAGGACAGAAGUCACGCGUCGAACAGGCAGCAGGACGUCCCCAACCACUUCACUGAGUGGCAAGAACGCAAGGACCGCCUGGAGAGAGAAAUCGAGGAGCUACGAAAGAAGAAACAAAAGCUCGAAAACAAGUUACCUGAUCCAGAGUGUGAAAGAAUGUUCAUGAUGUGGGGAGGCUGUGAAAUUAAUGAGUCUACGGAAACGACUUUGCAUAUAACAUUUAGACCUUACCAUCAAGGCAAGCUUUGUGACACGUAUUCCGUGUCUUUCAGUAAACUUGGAUCUGUCUGGACAGCCGCCCACUUUGUCCUCCCACACUCAAUCAGAUCCUUUCGGGAACGCGUUGAGGAAGCUGAUCUCUCAUCAGUUCAUAGGCUUGCAGAUUUCAUUCGUUGUUUGCAACAUGAAGUAAACUUAUUCAUUUGGAGACGAGAGCAAUUUAACCAAGCCAAGUCACUAGUCUCUCCAUCACUUGCAAUCCACCCCAGUGUGAGCACCACUGAGGUCCAGCUGAUUUGUCAUGUCGAUGAUAAGGCUGGCUCGGAGCUGAGUAAAGCGUAUAUUCAUUUACAUUAUCAAUCACACAAGUAUCUUCCAGUUCGUAUAGAAAUUGAAUUUGAUGCUGGCAGUGAGGAAGACAAGGUGGAAUUCAUAAAACAGGUUUCUAUCUUGAACACGAUGCCGCUAAAAGAUGCUCUCAUCACAGCUUUCACAAGUAACACAAGUACAGAAAUGCCUUUGGAGUCAAAUACCGGCCCUCUACCUGAAACUAAAGCACCAGCUGUGGAGAGAGAGUCCACUCAAGCCUGGUAUUCUGGUAGGCAACGAUCAUCAUCCUCUGGGUCUGCGAAAGAAAAUGAAAGAAGAAGGCCUCCCACCAAAGCUGAGCUUAAGCACUUUAGAUCUGAUUCAUCAAUCCCAUUUAUGUCUCGACCAAAUGAUAGAAACCCUAAAAGAAGACCAAGAAAGCCAAGAAAUUUUGACCAAUCUCAUCCUGUUAAAUGAAUGUCGUGCUUUCUGUCCUCUCACCAGACACAAAUGUAUUUCAAUGCAAUUUAUGCGCUUGUGUUUUUUUCGAUCUAUUUUUAUUAGUGUUACUGAUUAUGUUAGUGCCUAAUCUCGGACAUAAUCAUUAUUUUUGUUGAUCUCUUAAAUAUAUAUAAGUAUUCUUAUGUAUUUGAUUCUCUUGCCAUAUCAAUACUCAAAUAAUUAUGCAGUUUGUUGCAUUGAAUGUAUUUUUAUCCAGACUAUACCCCAAUUUUAAUUUUUUUUAUUUUUACUUGUGAUAAAUGAUGUACCUAGAUUCAUAAGGUUCUAGUAGCCAUUUAUUCUGAAAGUAUUUAGUUAUAUAUCAGUUAUGAAAAAAAAGUUCAAGGAACUAUUUGUUCUGUGAUUAUUUAUUCAUGUAACACUUAAGAAUAGAAAGCACUUUCCAAAGACAGCAGUGAAAA